Molecule: messenger RNA, 2064 nt
Organism: Colias croceus (clouded yellow)
Lineage: Eukaryota; Metazoa; Arthropoda; Insecta; Lepidoptera; Pieridae
Product: zinc finger protein draculin-like
Exons: 5
Coding region: 72-1724 (550 amino acids)
Cellular component (GO): nucleus
Molecular function (GO): zinc ion binding
Source: RefSeq, a predicted model, not a curated record
UAAUUUUGUUUAAUUUAUUAUUUAAAAUUAUUAUCGUAUUUUGUGUCCAAGUGUAUUAAAAAUUAAAAACUAUGGCUACACAAGUAUCUACAAGUACAAACAAGGGGCCUAUUAUAGAUCCUGCGUUUUGCCGUUGUUGUCGUUCUAUAAAAAAAUGUCGACUUCUUUCGACUGAAUACGAUUGGAGAGGCACCAAGGAAGUUUAUUCAGAUAUGUUUAUGGAUGUAUUUGGACUACUCAUAUCCCAUCUCGACGGAGAAGCAAAGGACACAUGUAUAUGUGCCACCUGCGUCGGCAGGCUGCGGGAAGCCAGCGCGUUCAGACAGCAAGUGCUGACGUGUGAGGAAAUGUUUCUGAACGCUCGCAUGCAGAGCAAAGAAGAUACAGAUGGAUCAGUGAAAGUGGAGGUAAAAAUAGAGCCCAGCAGCGAUGGAGAAUCCAAUGAUGAUUUACCACUAGUACAGAAUGAUGAAAAUAGAAUAUCAGAAGAUAAGGAAGAACAAUUGAAAAGGGAAGAAGUAAUUUCGAGUCCAAAGAAAAUGGAUGCAAAACAAAUUAUUAAGGCAAAGAAAUUAUCGCCAAAAGGGAAUAAACCGCAGAGGCUCGUGAAAUUGGAUAGAAUGUUAUCGCAGAAAGCACCCCUAAAGAAGGCGAAAGAAGACAGCGAAGACCGAGACACACAGUACAUGGCGUACAAGAACACAAUAACUAUAGUCAACAAUUCGUAUGUCUGUCCGUUUCAUAACAGAAUUAGUAUAUACUACUGCUAUUAUUGUAAAGACCAAUUCACAAAUCCAAAUGAACUAAGAGAACACACACUUACACACAACCCUAAAGAAUUAUUCAAAAUGUCGAUAGAAAAUAAAAAAAUACCGAAAAUCGAUAUCACGAGAAUCGAUUGUCGACUAUGCACGGAAAAAAUCGAUGAUCUCGAUACGUUCAAAGAGCACAUCACUAGUGUACACAAAUUGAUGUUAUUUCCGGUGAAAAAUGAAUUUCUAAAGUUCCGUUUAACGCAAAAUAACUUAUCUUGUACUGAAUGUAAUAGUGUCUUUCCCUAUUUUGACUCUUUAAAAAAACACAUGAUAGACCAUUUUGGUACUUACACCUGUGACAUGUGCGGAGCCUGUUUCUUAGAAGAUGCGUCACUUCGAACGCAUAUAAAGUCCCAUUAUAAGGUCGAAAUGAAUUUUCCCUGCGAAAUAUGCGGGAAGAACUUAAAAUCCAAAUACAGUAAGCGUUUGCAUGUAGCCACGGUACAUGAAAAAAAAGCUACCGUCAAUUGCUACAAAUGUGACGCUUGCUUUCUCUCUUACGCGUUGAGAAAUCGUCAUUUGAUCGAAGUACACGGUGAUAACCGGACGUUUCCCUGUAAAUUGUGCGAUAAAGUGUAUAACAGGCGGAAAACAUUGAUGGAACACCAUCGUCGUAAUCAUUUGAAGGUGUUCCGACAUCAAUGUGACCUGUGCGAUCAGAGGUUUUAUUUGCCGUCACGGUUGAAAGAACAUAUGGCAACACAUACGGGGGAGAAAAAUUUUCGAUGCGAGUUUUGUGAUAAAAGUUACCCCCGGUUACAGUCGUUGCAAGAACAUAUUAGGUCGCAUAGUACUGAGCGUAGGUUAAAAUGUGAUGUGUGUAAUUCGACGUUCACGCAAACUAGUAGCUUGAAGAAUCAUAUGAAAAGCCAUCAUCAGGGGUUUCAAAUGGAGGUCGGGUUCAGCUGAGAGGGUUUAAAACACGGUCUAUAGUUUAGACUAAACAGAUAUAUACCUAGGUAAAGAAUGGGAAUGGCUGUUAAGUUUUUGAAGAAACUUAUUUAGGCGCGUUGAGAGUAAAAUUUCAAGGUCGUUUUGGCAAUAUCGUCAAGUCAUGGAGUAAGGCGACGAUUUUGGUAUCUGAAUCUUGUUAAAGAAGUUUCACUACUGACACGUGUGCUCGGCGCACUCGCUCUUUUUUCUUUAUGUAACCUCUCGGUAUAUUAAAAGUACCCUCAAUAAAAAUGAAUCAUGUCGUCUCUCUCACACGCAAGGAAAGUGCGUUAAAAAUUAACAUUUAUUUAUUCAA